UAAUCGGACACAGCGCGCAUGCGCAGAGGCAGUGUAGAGGCGGUGUUUCGUUGUAUUAAGAAGUACAUCUGAAAAACAAGCGGGUUUAAAAGGAUAUACUCAAAGAAGCGCCGCUCGCAGAGGCCUGUACCUGCCGCGGGCAGUCAGAAAGGUCAUCAAAGCUUGAUCAGAAGGUACGUGUAAAGCCAUGGUGGAGUAUUACCAGAUUUUAGGAGUGCAGAAGACUUCGUCUCCAGAAGACAUAAAGAAAGCGUACAGAAAACUAGCUCUAAAAUGGCAUCCAGAUAAGAACCCAGACAACAAGGACGAGGCUGAGAAAAAGUUUAAAGAGAUCUCUGAAGCUUAUGAAGUCCUUUCAGAUGCCGAUAAGCGAAGUCUUUAUGAUCGGUAUGGUAAAGAAGGCUUAUCAGGAAGGAGUGGAGGAGGACAUUAUCAUAACGGUGAUCCCUUUGAAGGAUUUACAUUCCGCAAUCCAGAGGACGUUUUCAGAGAGUUCUUUGGUGGUCAAGAUCCCUUUGCUGAUUUCUUUGGUGGUGGUCCAUUUAGUGAUGAUUUCUUCUUUGGUGGUGGGCGGCGGCACCAACAGCGUGGCAUGAGCAGGAGCAGAACGGGUGGCUCGUUUUUUGGGGGAUUUGGAGGUUUUCCCUCAUUUGGGCCAACAUUUUCUUCUUUUGAUGCAGGUUUUGGCCACAUGGGACAUAUGGGACACAUGGGACACAUGGGUCACAUGGGUCACAUGGGCCAUAUGGGUCACAUGGGGCAGUUGGGACAGUUGGGGCAGUUGGGAGGAGGGGGUUUCACAUCCUUCUCGUCCACCUCUUUUGGGGGAGCAGGCAGCGGGAUGGGGAAUUUCCGGUCUGUGUCCACUUCAACCAAAUAUGUCAAUGGCAGGAAAAUUACUACAAAAAGAAUUGUCGAGAACGGGCAGGAGCGAGUAGAGGUCGAAGAAGACGGACAGUUAAAGUCAUUAACCAUAAAUGGAAAGGCCCAUGAGUUAGGUCUAGAGAAGGAGCAAAAAGCCAGCAAAGCACUCCCACAUUCUUCCUCCAGCUCAACCUCCUCCUCAUCAACAAGCUCCUCCUACUCCUUACCAUCAUCCAGCUCCUCCAAUUCUCACCCCAGUCAGAGGGAACAAGACAGUACGACGCAAUCUAAAGAUCAAAGUGGCGUGAAGAGGAAGCGGCCCCCGCCGAACGGAGAGACAAAAAAACACAGAGAGUCUUAAAUUAGUUUCUUCAGAGUCUUAGCACAUCUGCAGCAGUCUGGAGUGGUGGGUUAAUGUUAUAAUGAACCCUAACGACGAAUGAAUGGGUUACAUUUUUUGUUUUUAAGUUUUGUGUUUUGUAAUUGUUUAAAGUGCGUUACUGAAGCCCUUUUCACACAUGCGCAGGAAACCUGACCUUUCCAAACAUUACCAGGAGGAGCAGCAAUAUGUAUGAACUCAGUUAUCCACAUCAGUUCUAUCAGCCAGUACCUGCACUUUAACCUGCCAGUCCCCAGUACAAAGUCUGGGUAAUGUCUUGAGAGAGUGACUAGAUGACUAGAAUAGAGCAGAAUUUACAGUGGGAAUGUCAUGCUGUGGUUUCUGUAGCAUCUCUGUCUUUAGCAUCAGGUCCGGACAUUAACUGGACUUUAUCAUACCGACCCUUUAGUACAAAGUAUGGGUAUUGUCCGAUUCAUCUCUUGUAAAUAUAGAGCAGGACUUAGAACUUUUUUUUUUUGAGAAUCUACAGUGGCUCCAAACCAAGGUCCCAUGCUAUUUGCUACUUGCUAUUUCUACAGGCCGUUUGCUGCAUGUGUGAAAGGGCAGCAUAUUAUCCAGAGUUCAUACGUGAAAAUGGCUUAAUGUAUUGACUGAGUUACUGCAGAAACUGUAAAAAGUUUUUUUUAUUUUCCAUUUCAUGAGAAAAAUCUCAAAAGAUUUAAAGAGAUUUAAGGACAGAAUAUCCUGAGGGAUUUGGAUAUUGUAGCACCUUUCUGUUGCAAGCAUGUGUAGUUCAUUUGACUGUAAUUUGUCAGAAGUAAAGCUUUCACCAAUA
This is a messenger RNA of Astyanax mexicanus (Mexican tetra), 2039 nucleotides long. RefSeq names its product DnaJ heat shock protein family (Hsp40) member B6a (gene dnajb6a). The transcript is spliced from 10 exons. Gene Ontology annotation, molecular function: Hsp70 protein binding; ATPase activator activity. The coding region runs from base 188 to 1225 and encodes 345 amino acids. Gene Ontology annotation, biological process: positive regulation of proteasomal ubiquitin-dependent protein catabolic process; protein refolding. NCBI's taxonomy places the organism in Eukaryota, Metazoa, Chordata, Actinopteri, Characiformes, Acestrorhamphidae. Gene Ontology annotation, cellular component: endoplasmic reticulum membrane; cytosol. The record is from RefSeq and is a predicted model, not a curated record.